AUGUACGCAACGCCCGGUAGGCGGGUGACGAACCGGGCGAAAGUAAUUUGUCCGUCAUGUGCCACCCGAGUGCAAGUAGUGUGGCGCGCCCUGUCGUCGUCCCCUGCCCUCUCGGCCAAGAGGAACCGUAUUCCAACCUACGUUAAACAGGCAAAUGUGAAAGGGCAGGGGUCCUUAGGCGGGAUACCGGCCCCGAAAUCCACGGGCCUACGACACAGAGAGAACCCAUUAUUCAUUGCGCCAGAGCUCGUGACGGGACUGCAGAAGCUGGGCUUCUCCUCGGUCCCCGCGGUCGUCGACGUGCUGCGACAUCUCAACCACGAGGCGACGAAGUUGUCCCCGACGAACGUCGUCCAAGCCCUGACUACGCAGCAGCACUUCACGCGAAUCGCGGAGCAGGAGUUGGGCACUGCCGAGGCUGCGCUGGUGCGCGACCCGAAAGUCCUGCGCAAGGCUUUCCACCUCUUGGGCCGGAACUACUUCCACCAGCAAAACAGACAGGGUCAGGAAGGGCUCGCCGCGCUGAGGAUCGCAUUUUUUGCUGGGGAACUCGACGCAGGUAUCGACGCCGCGACCGCCGAAGUCAUGGUUAACAUAAGUCGCGUGGAAUUGGGCGCGACUUCGACGACCGGCACGCUUCUCUCGGCACGGCUCUUCGAGUUCAUCAAGCAGCGAGCCCUGGCGAGGGCUGACUGGCGCGCAAUGACGCUGUAUCUGAAGGAGAUGUCGAGGGCGCCCGGGACGGAAGCGUCAGCGCGGGACAAUUACAACCUUGCCAGGGAGCUGUUCGACAUGGUGGAGCCCAGCAAGGAGCUCGUGCUUGAAAACACGCAACUUCUACGAGGAGUCGAGCCGCCGUGGAAGAUCCUCUACGAAGGUGCGGUCACGUACCUGGCGUACAUUCCCAAAGACAGCCCCGAGCACGACAAAGUCCAAGCAGAUGUCGAGACUGCCCUCCGCGACGGGAUCCAGAAGUACUCGGACCCCCGGGCCGUGGCGCCCGCCCUGCGCCAACAGCGCGUGAUCCCAUGGCACUCGCCCGAAUGGGUCGACCUUGCGACUCAGGCGGCGGCUGCGGGCGUCCAGGACGCUGCCUUCGACCUCGCCAUGUACCACCUCCGCCAUGGGGGUUGGCGGCCCAGGCAAGCGGGUAAGAAGCCGACAGACUGGACGGGCAUUGAAUGGCUUGCCGUUAGCGCCGCCCUGUCCGCCCCAGACAUACGGACGAUGGUCCAAUCGAGAUAUCUCGGCCUGGCGCACCUUCUGCGGGAGCACGGCUACCUGGCCGAGGGGUCCGCCUGGAUGGAACAUGCAAAAGAAAACGCCGCGGAAGCGGGUUUAGAUCCGGACAAGGAAUGGGAGCAUUUCAUCCACGACUUCGAACUAGCUUGGGCGAAGGCAGAGAGGGACGACGAGAUGCAGAAGUACAUCCAACACAGCGACAAGUUUUUCGCACCCUACCUGGACGGGCGGGACAAGUGA
Messenger RNA from Cladophialophora carrionii CBS 160.54, 1482 nucleotides. RefSeq lists its product as uncharacterized. The coding region runs from base 1 to 1482 and encodes 493 amino acids. Lineage: Eukaryota; Fungi; Ascomycota; Eurotiomycetes; Chaetothyriales; Herpotrichiellaceae. The transcript has a single exon. The record is from RefSeq and is a predicted model, not a curated record.